AUGAGAGGAACAGUCAGAGAUUUAGCAAUUAGAUAUUUAGGUGUUGGUGCCAAAAAAGUUUGGUUAGAUCCAACUCAAAUGGAUAAAAUUAGCAAAGUUAAAACAAGAGAGGGAAUUAGAGAAUUAAUAGCACAAGGCCUUAUUAAAAGAAAGUUUACAAUUGGUGGAUCAUACAAACCUUCACGUGGUCCCUUUUUAUUUCCAAAAGAUGAAUUUUUUAAAUUAAAUAAAAACCAUAUCACUAAAAAUGAAUAA
This is a messenger RNA of Dictyostelium discoideum AX4, 255 nucleotides long. RefSeq lists its product as hypothetical. The transcript has 2 exons. Bases 1 to 255 code for a protein of 84 amino acids. NCBI's taxonomy places the organism in Eukaryota, Evosea, Eumycetozoa, Dictyosteliales, Dictyosteliaceae. The record is from RefSeq and is a predicted model, not a curated record. Gene Ontology annotation, biological process: translation. Gene Ontology annotation, cellular component: ribosome. Gene Ontology annotation, molecular function: structural constituent of ribosome.